This is a messenger RNA of Hordeum vulgare subsp. vulgare (domesticated barley), 370 nucleotides long. RefSeq lists its product as uncharacterized. NCBI's taxonomy places the organism in Eukaryota, Viridiplantae, Streptophyta, Magnoliopsida, Poales, Poaceae. The coding region runs from base 22 to 339 and encodes 105 amino acids. The transcript has 3 exons. The record is from RefSeq and is a predicted model, not a curated record.
AUCAGCUUCAAUCCCCCAGUGAUGGAGGGUUUGGAUGCUCAGCUUGCAGUAAGCCUGCUAUGCCUUGAUGCUGCAUCGUUGGUAUUCACCCAUGGUUUUUGUUUCUAUCAAUUAACCUGUGAGGGUGCUGCUUUUCAUAAAUCCAAGCAUUUAGCAAAGAGGAUCGAUCAGGAUAUGGAUGGAGAUUGGAGAAAAACUAUCAUAAAUCGGAGGCAGGUCGUUGCUUGGCAAAGAACUCGUACAUGUUGUAAGAAAAUCAAGGGAGAAUCCAGCCAUUCAGGUGAAGCAUCCAGAGGAGGUGGAGCAGCAAGCCAACACCCAUCUUCACCUCCCACCUAGCGGCUGGACUGCCCCUUGCAGCGAACAUGGU